Messenger RNA from Neospora caninum, 420 nucleotides. RefSeq lists its product as hypothetical. Lineage: Eukaryota; Apicomplexa; Conoidasida; Eucoccidiorida; Sarcocystidae. Bases 1 to 420 code for a protein of 139 amino acids. The record is from RefSeq and is a predicted model, not a curated record. The transcript has 3 exons.
AUGUCGCAACCUACAUCCCCUACCGUCUCUCCUGGCACACCUGUCAACUGCGAUGCUGCGGAGCGCCAGUUGGAAGUUGAAUCCAGCCCCAUGGAAGGCCGCGUGUACACUGACAACGAGACCCACAGCGAAGGAAGCCACAGUGUUGAGUGCCCGCCUCCAGGAUCCCCACUCCCCCAGACGGCCACGUUCCUUCAGCAAACCGCCUCUCCUCUCCAGCCUGGCAUGAUGUACCCUUCGACAGAAGCCCUGACGAUUCCUGCGGGCCACGAGCAGAUGAUGUACUUCAACCCUGCUGUCGUAGGCUACACCAACGCCAGUCACGGCUUUGAUCCCCGUGAAGGCUACCCAGUUGUGUAUCCUUACGUCCCCAUGGCUCUUCCCAUUGAGACGAAGAAAAAGCGCGGUUUCUGCUGCUAA